GCCCCCCACGCACGGGCCGCAGGAAACAAUAGAGGCCGCGCGCGCGGAGCGGAGCGCUCGUAGCCUCCCCGCCCCUCCUGCAACGCACGACCCCGGGAUCCCCCAACCCCUCCCGGCUCGCCUGCCGCCAUGGCUGACAAGGAAGCGGCCUUUGACGACGCAGUGGAAGAACGGGUGAUCAACGAGGAGUACAAAAUAUGGAAGAAGAACACCCCUUUUCUUUAUGAUUUGGUGAUGACCCAUGCCCUGGAGUGGCCCAGCUUAACUGCCCAGUGGCUUCCAGAUGUGACCAGGCCUGAAGGGAAAGAUUUCAGCAUUCAUCGGCUUGUCCUGGGAACACACACAUCUGAUGAACAAAACCACCUGGUGAUCGCCAGUGUCCAGCUCCCUAAUGAUGAUGCUCAGUUUGAUGCAUCCCAUUAUGACAGUGAAAAAGGAGAAUUUGGAGGUUUUGGUUCUGUCAGUGGGAAAAUUGAAAUAGAAAUCAAGAUCAACCAUGAAGGAGAAGUGAACAGGGCCCGGUACAUGCCUCAGAACCCCUGCAUCAUUGCAACAAAGACUCCAUCCAGUGAUGUUCUUGUUUUUGACUACACAAAGCACCCUUCUAAACCAGACCCUUCUGGAGAAUGCAACCCCGACUUGCGUCUCCGUGGACAUCAGAAGGAAGGUUAUGGGCUUUCUUGGAAUCCAAAUCUCAGUGGGCACUUACUUAGUGCUUCAGAUGACCAUACCAUCUGCCUGUGGGACAUCAGUGCAGUUCCAAAAGAAGGAAAGGUGGUGGAUGCAAAGACCAUCUUCACGGGGCACACAGCAGUAGUGGAGGACGUGUCCUGGCAUCUGCUCCACGAGUCUCUGUUUGGGUCCGUUGCUGAUGACCAGAAGCUUAUGAUUUGGGACACUCGUUCAAACAAUACUUCCAAGCCAAGCCACUCGGUUGAUGCUCACACAGCUGAAGUGAAUUGCUUAUCUUUCAAUCCUUAUAGUGAGUUCAUUCUUGCCACAGGAUCGGCUGACAAGACUGUUGCCUUGUGGGAUCUGAGGAAUCUGAAACUCAAGUUGCACUCCUUUGAAUCCCAUAAGGAUGAAAUAUUCCAAGUUCAGUGGUCGCCUCACAAUGAGACUAUCUUAGCUUCCAGUGGUACUGAUCGGAGGCUGAAUGUCUGGGAUCUAAGUAAAAUUGGAGAAGAGCAGUCCCCAGAAGAUGCAGAGGAUGGCCCACCAGAAUUGUUGUUUAUUCAUGGUGGUCACACUGCCAAGAUAUCUGACUUCUCCUGGAAUCCCAAUGAACCUUGGGUGAUUUGUUCUGUAUCAGAAGACAAUAUCAUGCAAGUGUGGCAGAUGGCGGAGAACAUUUACAAUGAUGAAGAUCCUGAAGGAAGUGUGGAUCCAGAGGGACAAGGAUCCUAGACGUGUCCACACCUGUGAUCCUAGACUCUCCUUGUUUUCCUCUGAACCCCGAGAUGGAUUUAACAUUGGUUUGAGGCACAGACUUUGUUCAGCUACCCAGCUACAAUAUGUGCCACCAACCAUGCUACAAGACCAAACCACCGGUGUUUUCUAAAUCUUAACUGGGGGUUUAAGUCAGCAAAGCCUUGUUGGUGGCUCCAGUUGUGUCUGGGUAGCUGAACAAAGUCUGGUUUUUGUUGUGUGUGGUUUUUCCUUCCUUCCUUUCUUUUUCUUUCUUUCCUUUUUUCUUUCUUUCUUUUUUAAACUUGGGACCACCAAGUUGUAAAGAUGUAUGUUUUUACCUGGCAGUUGUACCACUGGUGAACUGUCAAGUUGAGAAAGAGUGGAUUGCUAGUUUGUGUUUGUUUCUAAGAUUAAAUUAAUCCUUGAUAAAAGUUGCUUUUUUAGGGGUUAGUCUUUGACCACUAUAGUUUGAUGCCAUCUCCAUUUUGGUUGACCUGUCUCACCAUCAGGCCUGUUACUCUCCAUGACUAACUGUGUAAGUGCUUAUAAUGGAAUAAAUUGCUUUUCUAUAUAGCCCCA
Messenger RNA from Mus caroli (Ryukyu mouse), 1989 nucleotides. RefSeq names its product RB binding protein 4, chromatin remodeling factor (gene Rbbp4). The record is from RefSeq and is a predicted model, not a curated record. Gene Ontology annotation, molecular function: protein binding. Lineage: Eukaryota; Metazoa; Chordata; Mammalia; Rodentia; Muridae.